AUGAAGUGGUGUUUAGUAGAUAUGUCUAAGAAACUGGAUAAAGCUUUUAAAAAGCAUGGAAAUCUGAAAAUAAUAGAGUUCUAUGGCUUGAAGGUGAAAGAGUUAUAUUCUGCAAAUAAAGCUUUUUGUCAUAGUAAUUCAAAAUGUGAAUAUACUUCUAAGUCUUGUGAAAAAAGCAGUAGUUGUGAUGAUAAGUUUGCCGAAUUUCGAGAUAUUGAGCAAUCUAUUAACAACAACGUUGGUUUUAAUAAAUAUGGAGUGGCUAAUGAGUUUGGCAAAUCUGGAUGUAUUGAAACUAAGUUGAAUGUGCAUUGUGAGGGUGGUCAUAAGGAAAAGUGUUUAGAUGAGGGUAUUCCUUCUUUUAAUUUAGGAAUUGAGGAUGACAUCUAUACUCCUCCAAAAGUGAAUGCAGGUGUUGAUAGUUAUAUUAGUAAUAAUUCUGUUUCUGUUGGAAUAAGUUUUGCUUCAGUUAAAGGAAAUGUAAUUAAGUCUCAUGAUAGAAGUGAAAAAGUUAAAAUACUUGAAAAUGAUAUGAUCUCAUCGAGACCAAAGAGAAGUCAAACGUUACCUCCGGUGCUUAGGUCUCCAUUUGUUGUACGAACUGUUGAGAUUGAUAGUAAUUUGACGAAGGAGGAGAAUAUCAAGUCCAAUUGGCUCUUCAUCUUAUAUGGAAAUCCAACGUAA
Messenger RNA from Lactuca saligna, 684 nucleotides. Lineage: Eukaryota; Viridiplantae; Streptophyta; Magnoliopsida; Asterales; Asteraceae. The record is from the annotation of a GenBank genome assembly.